This is a messenger RNA of Panicum virgatum (switchgrass), 1212 nucleotides long. RefSeq names its product pH-response regulator protein palA/RIM20-like. NCBI's taxonomy places the organism in Eukaryota, Viridiplantae, Streptophyta, Magnoliopsida, Poales, Poaceae. Gene Ontology annotation, cellular component: endosome. Gene Ontology annotation, biological process: protein transport to vacuole involved in ubiquitin-dependent protein catabolic process via the multivesicular body sorting pathway. The transcript is spliced from 2 exons. The coding region runs from base 1 to 1212 and encodes 403 amino acids. The record is from RefSeq and is a predicted model, not a curated record.
AUGCACUCGCUGUUCCGGCGCGCCAAGGCGCCAGCGGCGGCGUCCCCGCCGGCGCCGAUGCCGAUGCUGUCCUUCCCGGGCAAGAAGGCGCUGCGCUUCGAGGGGGACACCUCGGCGGCCGAGAGGGACGCGGACCUCGCGGUCCUGAUGCACGCCCGCGCGCACGUCGUGCUCGCCUCGGAGAGCGCCAGGGCCGGCGCCGCGGAGGCCGCCGCCGCGCUCCGCACGUACCUCCGCGUCAUCUACGCAUCGAACAUCCUGGCCGGGCCCGGCCAGCAGAAGCUCUGCUUCGCGUGGCGCGACGACGCUGUCGCAGGGGACGAGAGCGACGGGAGGAAGGCCAAGGCCAAGGCGGCGGCGGUGGGGCAGGGCCAGGGCCAGACCCAGCGGCACACGUCGCUGGCGACGGAGUGGGCGGUGGCGCUGGUCGCGUUGGCCGCGGAGCUGGCUCGCGCCGCGGCGGCCGAGGACAGGCGCGGGGCCGACGGGAUACGGCGCGCUUGCGGCGCGCUCUGCGACGCGGCGGGCGCGCUGAGGGCGGCCGCGGGGCCCCGCACGACGGACGCCUGCCUCGCCGCGUUCGAGCGCCUCGUGCUCGUGCAGGCGCUCGAGUGCUACUUCGAGCUUGCCGUCGCCGGUGGCAAGCCGCCAGCGUUGCGCUCCAAGAUUGCGCAGCAGGUCAGCCACGACUAUCAUGAAGUGUUCAUCAGUUUGGGCAGCCUCGAGCAGCAGCAGCAGCCGCCGCCGCCGAUCGACAAGUCGUGGGCGCCGCACGUGCAGGCCAAGGCCGCCUAUUUCCAAGCCGAGGCCAACCUCCAGCGCGUGCGGGCGCUGCGCGAGCAGGGCCCCGGCUCCGUCGGCGAGGCGGUGGCGCGGCUCCGGCUCGCGGUAUCGGUCCUGGACGCCGCCGCCGGCAAGGCGGGCCCGCUGGGCAAGAAGUCGUCGUCGUCGUCGUCGUCCACCGCGGCAGCGCUGGCGCCCCUGCGGGACGCCGCGGCGCGCCUCCGGAAGGAGGUCGAGGCCGAGCUGGCCGCCGCGGAGAACGACAACUGCCACGUGUACUUCGAGCGCGUGCCGGCCGCCGACGCGCUCAAGGAGCUGCCUGCGCUGCCGGAGCCGCUCGUGCGGGCCACCGCAGUGGAGAAGGUCCUCAGGGAAGCCGACGGCGAGGCGGCCUUGGCCAACGGCGGGGCGGCGACGAUUGGCCAUUGA